This is a messenger RNA of Tetrahymena thermophila SB210, 1527 nucleotides long. Its product is annotated as transmembrane protein, putative. The record is from RefSeq and is a predicted model, not a curated record. The transcript is spliced from 3 exons. Lineage: Eukaryota; Ciliophora; Oligohymenophorea; Hymenostomatida; Tetrahymenidae.
AUGCAAUCAAGUAAUAUUAGAAGUAAUAGCAAUAGAAGCUCAACAGAAAUCAAUAAAAAUAAAUAAAAAUUAAAGAAAUCGCCAUCAAGGUAACCAUCACUUCCCAGAAGUAUUCAUGUGGAGCCAAAGAAGAAGCCUCCCAAAUGUUCAUGCAAAUUUGAUUGCUACUUCUUUAAACCUUAAAAUAUCUUUAAAGUUUUGAAAGCAUCAUAUUGGUUGAUUCUAUCUUCUUCAUUAGUCCCUUUCGUUUUAGGAAUUAUAGGAUUAGGAUACGAUGGUUCAAAUUGGUAUGGCAGUGUUCCUUAAGUACAAAGAGUUGUCUUCCCUAUAUAUCUAUCAAUAUCAAUCAUAUAAGCAAUAAUUUGCUGCUGGCAGAUUUCAAAGAUAUAUAAUCUAGAAGUUAAGCAGAUAAAUCCUCUAAUAGUACUAUUCCUCUUCAGUUUGAGCUACAUAGUUUUAGCAGUAAUUGGCAAAACAAAAUUCAUGGAAAUUUAUGACAAUAGGCACAGUGCUUCAUCUUGUAACUAAUAUUAUGAUUAAUUAGUAAACCCUUCUAUAUUAAGCGAUUUAUAGCUUGCCAUUCAAAACUUUUGUGUUAAAUCACAAAAUUGCUUAUGUUUAAUAGAUAAACCAAGCUAAUUUGCAAACAGUACCUUAUCCUCUCUUUAUUAUACUACUGUAGGAUAUGGAGUCACAACUUCAUUAAAUUGUCCUAAUAUAAAUCAGUACAACUUAACUCCUAGCGGCCCAAAGAUUCUAUAAAAUUUAGAACUUAAGUUUUCGUGUUCAGGUAUCUGCACACCUUUGCCAGUUUUCUACUUUUCAGAUAUUAACCGUGGCCCUCCAAAAUAAGACAGCUGUUACGCUAUUUUAUUAGAUGAAUUAGAGAUAAUCUCUCAUAUAAUCUGGCUGCCUAUACUUAUAGUUGCAGGUGUAAUGAUUUUCUUAUAAUUAAUUAUUGCUUUAGCUGCUAGAUAAUAUAUCAGGGACCCGGAUUGUAUUGAUUGGAGAAUAGCGAGCUUUUAAAGACACAUGACUGCUCAAAUAAAUAUGCAGCAAUCUCUAGGUCACUCUCACUCUAUCUAAUAAGGCUUGAAUGGAAAUAUUUUAAACAACACUGCAUCUGUCGGUAAUAAUAGCACACUGUUUUAGUAAAGAAAUAUUGAUAAUCAUUCUAUUAACGGUGCUAAUUUUGGUAUUGAUGCAGUUGAAGAAAACUCAGAAUUUUAAAAUAACUCUUUAGUAAUCCGAAAUGAAAACGGAAUUCCAAACAAGAAAAUGACUUAAAGCAUUCUUAUUAACAACAAUAUGAAUGAGCAAAGACAAAGUCCUUCAAAUUUAAAUAACCAUAAUAACUUAACAAAAAAAGUGACUAUUUUUGCUCCUAAUUCUGACAAAAAUAAUGAGAACAGUUUAAAUGAACCCACUAAUGAAAUUGAAAUAUCAAAAACAACCUAAAACUAGAAAAGAAAAAUACAAUUAAUCGCUAUUCAAGAUUAAUAAAUGCACAUAAAUCAAGAGUAAUGA